Bathycoccus prasinos is the source of this 1695-nucleotide messenger RNA. Its product is annotated as ATPase associated with various cellular activities AAA_5. The transcript has a single exon. Lineage: Eukaryota; Viridiplantae; Chlorophyta; Mamiellophyceae; Mamiellales; Bathycoccaceae. The record is from RefSeq and is a predicted model, not a curated record. Bases 1 to 1695 code for a protein of 564 amino acids.
AUGUCGCAAAUGUCCGCGAGUUUACUUUUUUCUUCUACUUCUUCUUUAUUUAUAUCUUCAUCAUCUUCGAGUUUGAGAAGAUGCAAAAGUCGAUCUUCGUCGUCGUCACCGACAAAAACUCAUCGUGAUACUAAGAGUAAUACUAAGAAGAAGAACAAUAAAAACGCACGAGCGAUGUCUUCCUCCUCUUCUUCUUCGUCCUCGACGGAACCAGAUUGGAAAGUCAAACAGAGAGAACAGGACGCGUUAAUCGGUAAAGAAGAAACCGCGGUGAAAACCAGAGUGGUUGAGAUGUUGAAACCGAUAUUAGAAGGCGCAGAUAAAGUGACUUCUCAAGGCGACGACGCCGCGCAGCUGCAGUUGCAAGGGGAGUUGUCGGAGAAAAUUAGACAGGCGACAAAAAUGUUGGAAGAAGGUCUCGUCGAGAGGGAUUCGCAAGUGAGAUUGCUCUUGUUAGCGGCGUUUUGCUCGGAACAUUUACUGCUAUUAGGCCCACCGGGGACGGCAAAAUCUGAGAUUGGUCGAAGGCUCUCGGCGUUUACUCAAGGACAAUACUUCGAGAGAUUGUUGACGAGAUUUUCCGUUCCUGAAGAGUUGUUUGGCCCAUUGAGUAUGGUUGGAUUAGAGAAAGAUAUGUACGUGAGAAAAAUUGACGGGUAUUUACCGACCGCACGAGUCGCGUUCGUGGAUGAGAUUUUCAAAGCGAACUCGGCGAUUUUGAACUCUUUGUUGACCAUCUUGAACGAGCGCUUGUUCGAUAACGGUAACGAGCGCAUUGAGGUACCUUUGUUGUGCUUAGUCGGCGCGUCGAACGAGUUACCAGAAAGCGAGGAGUUAGACGCGUUGUAUGAUCGUUUCUUGCUGAGAUCUUCGGUAGAACAAGUAUCUUCGACGGCGUUGAGAGAUUUGUUGAAACUCUCCGAGGCGUCUGAGACGAAAGCGAGAGCUGAUAUCAACGACGAGCAAAAAUUUUCGUUGAAACCGAGCGAUUUUCAAGGUGUAAAAGAAAAAGCGUGCGAAUCAACUACGGUUCCAGAUUCUGUGAUUAAUUUGAUGACAGAUUUGCGCUCACAUUUACAGGACAAGUGCGAACCACCCAUUUACGUUUCCGAUCGUCGUUUAUUGAAAGCGGUGACUUUAUUGCGAGUGGCGGCGUAUACGGACGGUCGUUCCGUGGUUUCCGAUUUCGACACUUUACUCUUAGCGCAUGUUUUGUGGCAACGCCCGGGUGAGUCUGCCAUGGUACAAGAUUGGAUUUUAGAACGUUUAGCGAAAGAGAGAGGUGUAAAGCAAGUUCAAUAUCUCCUCGCCGCUUUGUUCGGGCGAGCGUGUCGAUCGGACGAAAACGACCAGGAAGAAGCCGCGCAGCUCUUAAAAGAAGCGCAAGGUUUGAAGGAAAUCUUGACUUCUCAGUUAAACGAUUUAGCUGGUGCCACUGCGGGUGGCGUCCCGCAACUGAAAAGACACGUCUGGUUAUCUCCCGCCGAGUCUGAACGCGCCGCGCAAUCCUUAUCUCCCAUGUUCAACAAAGCGAGAAAAGGUUUAGAGAAGUUAUUAGAGGAAUGCUUGACGUUAGAAGUCGCGCUGGAACGGAAAACGGAACCGCACGUCAUGGCGUUGUUGUUGCCGGCAUAUUGGGCCGAUUUUAUUCGAUCCGGGCCGAUCGAAGACGUCAAGCCGCUCGGAUUAAAGUAA